AUGAAGAUGGAGCGUGGACCGAGCUACACCGAGUACGAGGACGUCGUCCCUGAGUCUGGAGACAAUGGGCAGCCAGUACCAAGUUCGAAGGGACUGGUGAAGCGGAUUAAUGUGCCCACAGUCACGGGUCGGAUCAUGGACCGCAAGGACCAGAUGUUCAAGCGCUCCAAGGGACAGUGGAACAUUCGUCGUCAGAAGGUGCCUCACUAUUGGAAGCUGUACAUGCAGGAUCCGUUCCACACUGUGGUCAACAUGCGGCUGAGCAAAGUGCUUGGAUCGCUCGUCUUUGCGUAUAUCGUUGUAAUCGUCCUGUUCGGCGCGUUGUAUAUGACGCCACCGGACCAUUGCAAGCUCGCCAUCAGCUCGUUCUUCGGUGGUUUCUCGUUCUCCGUGUCAGUGCUGUUUACUAUUGGUUUCGGCACCAACGGCGGAGACGUGUUUUUUGGCCAGUGUGUCUGGGUACAGACGAUUAUCACGCUCGAGUCUUUUUGCGGCAUAUUACUAGAUGCACUGGCCAUUGGAAUUAUUUUCCAGCGCUUUUCGCGUGCUCAGGCGCGUGCAAACACCAUUGUAAUGAGCACCCAUGCCUGUGCGCGUCGAAUUCGUGGUGACCUCUACUUCAUGUUUCAAGUGUGUGAGAUGCGCAAACAUCAGCUCGUGGAAGCACAUGUGCGUAUGUAUGCAAUCCGACACGACGUGGAGUUUGGCGAGCGGUACUACUUUCAGUCGUACCCGAUGCGCAUCCAGCAUCCAGAUGACGAUCUUGGUGGCAUGCUGCUGCUAGCGCUUCCUUCGGUAGUCGUGCACCGGAUGGAUGCAUGGAGUCCGUUGCUGCGGCCAACGAGUGCUGAUGCCUGCGCUCUCCACCACAAUCCCGCUAGAGGCUAUCUGUUUCCAGAGCCUCUAUGCCGCGCGGCCGAUGCCCAAAGUGGAGACCGCGACGGGUCCGUACAAGUUGCUACAAAGUCAGAGCACAACACGUGCCGUUGCGUGACUAACAAUGUCGCUGUGAGUGACGUGCACGCUGCAACGGAGCCACCGACUAUCGAAGAGAUCAAGCAGUAUUGGGCCGAGUCUCAGAUGGAAGUGGUGGUGCUUGUCGAAGGCAUUGAUGCCGUCACGUCGGCAACGAUCCAGGUACGGCAUUCAUACAAGGCGGAGGACAUUAGAUUUAACCACCGCCAUGUGAAUUGCGUGGAUGUGGAUCCGGAUACUGGUGGUGCUGUGAUUGACUUCAACCUCUUUCAUGAGACGAAGCCUGUGGAUCCCGAGUGCAACAAGGUGGCCGGCAGCUUUUACUGA
Molecule: messenger RNA, 1302 nt
Organism: Peronospora matthiolae
Lineage: Eukaryota; Oomycota; Peronosporomycetes; Peronosporales; Peronosporaceae
Source: the annotation of a GenBank genome assembly